This is a messenger RNA of Peromyscus leucopus (white-footed mouse), 2012 nucleotides long. RefSeq names its product matrix metallopeptidase 10 (gene Mmp10). Bases 319 to 1749 code for a protein of 476 amino acids. Gene Ontology annotation, biological process: extracellular matrix organization; proteolysis; collagen catabolic process. The transcript has 10 exons. Gene Ontology annotation, molecular function: zinc ion binding; metalloendopeptidase activity. The record is from RefSeq and is a predicted model, not a curated record. Lineage: Eukaryota; Metazoa; Chordata; Mammalia; Rodentia; Cricetidae. Gene Ontology annotation, cellular component: extracellular matrix.
UUGCAUUCUGGAUAUCCUUGGUCUUUGGUGGCCUCUCUGGGGGUGAUCUGGACAUAGCACUCCAGUCAGUUCCUUUUCCUCUUUAUAAACACAGAAGCCACUUCCUUGAGAUUAAGCAUUCUUUCAAGUUUAGUAGGUUGAGGGACUCACUGAUGUAAGCUAUUCUGUCUUCAUGCUGAGUUUUGUGAAUGAGCUUGCACAUGUGAGUCAUGCUGUUAGUGACCUAAACACUGACUGCCUAUAAAAGAGUGGCCACUAAACGAAGCUACAGAAGUCAGGAACUGGAGAAGGAUUGCUUUACAAGUUGAGACUGUCUGCAUGGAGCCGCUGGCCAUCCUGGUGAUGCUGAGCCUGCCGAUCUCCUCGGCAUAUCCUCUGCCCGGGGCAGUGAGCAAAGACCACCCCAGCAUGGAGUUUGCUCAGCAAUAUCUAGAAAAGUACUACAACUUUGAAAAAAACGUGGAACAAGUGUUUAGAAGAAAGGACAGUAGUCCUGUGGUCAAAAAAAUCCAAGAAAUGCAGAAGUUCCUCGGGCUGGAGAUGACAGGGAAGCUGGACUCCAGCACUAUGGAUGUGAUGCUGAAACCCAGGUGUGGCGUCCCUGACGUUGGUGGCUUCACUACCUUUCCAGGGUCACCAAAGUGGAGGAAAAACCACCUCACCUACAGGAUUGUGGAUUAUACACCAGAUUUACCGAAAGAGAGUGUGGAUUCUGCCAUUGAGAAAGCGCUGAAAGUCUGGGAGGAGGUGACCCCGCUCACCUUCUCCAGGCUCUCUGAAGGAGAGGCUGACAUCAUGAUCUCCUUUGCAGUUGGAGAGCAUGGAGACUUUUACCCUUUUGAUGGACCAGGACAGAGUCUGGCUCAUGCCUACCCCCCUGGGCCUGGAUUUUAUGGAGAUGCUCAUUUUGAUGAUGAUGAAAAAUGGACACUGGGACCCUCAGGGACCAACUUAUUCCUGGUUGCUGCCCAUGAGCUUGGCCACUCCCUGGGUCUCUUUCACUCAAAUAACAAAGGAGCUCUGAUGUAUCCAGUCUACAGGUUCUCCACAAACCCGACCCAGUUCCGGCUUUCUCAAGAUGAUAUAGACGGCAUUCAGUCCCUCUAUGGACCACGUCCCUCCCCUGACACCAUAGUAGUACCUCUGUCCUCUGUCGCACCAAGACCUGAGACCCCAGCCAAGUGUGAUCCUGCUUUGUCCUUUGAUGCUGCCAGCACCCUGAGAGGGGAACUCCUACUCUUCAAAGACAGGUACUUUUGGCGCAGAACCCGCUGGAAUUCUGAGCCUGAAGUCCACUUGAUCUCGGCAUUUUGGCCCUCUCUUCCUUCACACUUAGAUGCUGCCUAUGAAGCUCACAAUAAGGACAGUGUUUUCAUUUUUAAAGGAAGUCAGUUCUGGGCAGUCCGAGGAAAUGAGGUCCAAGAGGGUUAUCCAAAAUCGAUCCACUCUCUCGGCUUUCCUCCUUCUGUGAGGAAGAUCGACGCAGCUGUUAGUGACAAGCAGAAGAAGAAGACGUACUUCUUUGUGGAGGACAAAUACUGGAGAUUUAAUGAGAAGAGAAAUCUGAUGGAUAAAGGCUUCCCCAGGCUGAUUAAAGAUGACUUUCCCGGAGUCGAAUCACAGGUGGAUGCGGUGUUGCAGGCCUUUGGUUUUUUUUAUUUCUUCCACGGAUCAUCACAGUUUGAAUUUGACCCCAAUGCUAGGACGGUGACCCACACCCUGAAGAGUAACAGUUGGCUCCUGUGCUGACUGUCAUGAGGAGACAUGUACAAACACUGGAAAAUGAGCCCUGCCAUUUCUUACCUAACUUAUUAUGUGUCAGGAUGAUUAACUAUUCCUGUGUGUUCUGUGGCUCAAGAAGAUGAGUCCAGAGAUGUCUUUCUUAGAGAGCAUCACCUGAACUCCUGCACUUGCUCUUGAGUUACACUGCACAGGAGUGAACAUUUCUCAUUGCAGUUGGGGAGAGGCUGCAUCUCCAUGAGUACUUCAUUGUUUAAUAAAGAGCUUUAUUU